UGUUGAGCCGACGGAUGUGAAUCGCGAUGGUUGGGCCGUCGCCGGGCGUCCAGGCCGCCGAGCAGCCGGGCUUCCUCAGGUUGCCCCUGGACAAGGAGCAGCAGCUGAUAAGCGACCAGCCCCUCGAGGCCUCUUUCCACGUCGAAGAGGAACCCUUCGCCAGGGGAAAAUUCGCCGCGGUUCGUCGAUGCAUCGAUCGCCACAGCAAGAAGACGUUCGCCGCCAAGUUCCUGAAGAAAGGUCGUGGCGGCACCUUAAGGCCGGAAAUCCUGCACGAGGUGGCCGUCCUGGAGGCGUGUUCCUCGUGUCCGCGCAUCGCCAAGCUCGAGAGGGUUUUCGAGUCGGACGCGGAAAUGGUGCUCCUCCUAGAAAUGGUUUCUGGUGGCGAACUGCAAAGUCUGUUGGACAGAGACGAAAUGUUGGAAGAACGUGACGUGGCCAGGCUAAUGCGUCAGAUCCUGGAGGGAAUCGCCUUCCUCCACUCUAUAAACGUCGCUCACCUCGACAUCAAGCCUCAGAACUUGGUGCUGACGGGUGAGUGGCCGACCUGUGACGUCAAACUGUGUGACCUGGGCAUCUCCAGGUAUGUGGGACAGGGUGCGGACGUCCGUGAAAUCCUCGGCACCCCUGACUAUGUUGCCCCUGAGGUGCUCAACUAUGAGCCCAUCAGUCUGGCGACGGACAUGUGGUCUGUGGGGGUGCUGCUGUACGCGGUGCUCACCGGAUACUCGCCCUUCGGGGGAGACACCAAGCAAGAAACCUUCUGCAACAUCGCACACUGCCAAGUCGACUUUCCAGAAGACCUCUUCGAGGACGUUUCACUAGAGGCGCAAGACCUCAUUGCGAAACUGCUCGUCCGAGACCCCAGCAAACGCUUAAGCGCGUCCGAGUGCCUGGAGCACCGCUGGUUCUCCGUGUUCACCCCUGUGCCAUGCGAGCCAUUGUGCGAGCCUCCACCACUGCCUUCGUCAUCGCCUCCCCCGCUGCCGGACACCCCUCCACCACUACCAUCUUCAGCCCCGCCGGACGCUGUGUACAGGGUACGGCGGUGCUUUGUGCUGGACGAGUGUGACGACAGCGCCACCAGCGACUCGGUGUCUGACAUGUCCAUCGACUCGGACAGCGUCGUGUCCCUGGACGAGGAGCCGUGCAGUUGGGACAACGCGCGCCUCUUCCGGCAACAGCUGCUGCAGCAGGCGCGCAGUCCGGCGGGCGUGCGUCAGCCGGGGGCCUUUGCGCGUGCGCGUAGUGUCUUCAGCGGUGGCGACGCGCAUGCGCAGAUGCGCACGCGCGUCGAACUCUCGCGCGAGGGCAGCGUCGUCGUGAUGCGCGAGCGCCAAGAUGGCGGCGCGUGGCGCGUCAGCCGCAUGGAGCCCAUCGAGUCGCGUAUGCGCAGACUGGCCAUCGCGUGACGUUUUCUGUGAUUUGCAAAUUUCACUCUCUCUGUCCUUGAUUUGUAUUUUCUCAAAUGAAAAGCGGACUGGACGCGUGACAGGGCGUCAAAAUUUUUCUUAGUCACUAUUAAAUUUAUUUUAUUUUUUAUCUCGUUUGAUACUGCGAAUGUGUGAGAGUGAGUGCGUGUGGAGCUGGGACUCUUGUUCAUUUUAAUUAUUGUAUUGCGGAUGGAAAACGAAAAUCACCAUUUGAUCUGUAAUUUAUUUUUCUACAUGUUGAUUAUUAUUUUGAUUGCUGAAACAUUAUGAUCAUCUCGCUUGUGAAUUUGUGUCUCCUAAUAAAAGUAGCCACCAGGAUAUUUAUGUAUCCUAAAAUUUAAA
This is a messenger RNA of Neocloeon triangulifer, 1775 nucleotides long. Its product is annotated as serine/threonine-protein kinase 17A-like. Gene Ontology annotation, cellular component: nucleus. Gene Ontology annotation, molecular function: ATP binding; protein serine/threonine kinase activity. The transcript is spliced from 6 exons. The record is from RefSeq and is a predicted model, not a curated record. Gene Ontology annotation, biological process: intracellular signal transduction; positive regulation of apoptotic process; protein phosphorylation. Bases 27 to 1412 code for a protein of 461 amino acids. Lineage: Eukaryota; Metazoa; Arthropoda; Insecta; Ephemeroptera; Baetidae.